Mycena indigotica is the source of this 1278-nucleotide messenger RNA. Its product is annotated as Kinase-like protein. NCBI's taxonomy places the organism in Eukaryota, Fungi, Basidiomycota, Agaricomycetes, Agaricales, Mycenaceae. The record is from RefSeq and is a predicted model, not a curated record. Bases 4 to 1278 code for a protein of 424 amino acids. Gene Ontology annotation, biological process: protein phosphorylation; regulation of mRNA processing; spliceosomal complex assembly. Gene Ontology annotation, molecular function: ATP binding; protein kinase activity. The transcript has 5 exons.
GCAAUGAGAAAGACUGGGCCACACUUGACCCACACUAUUAUUGUCCACUCAACUUCCAUCUCCUCGCGCCGCCAUCUCACGCACCAUUCUUAUACUCCGGCGAAAUCAGUCUGCACAGCCAGACGUGUAAUGGCCUCCACCCACUAUAACCCACAGCUUGGUGCAACACUGAAAAAUGAACGAUACACACUGUUGAGGAAGUUGGGGGAGGGAAUCACGGCGGUCAGCUGGCUGGUGCGCGACUCCACAGCAACUGGGAGCACGAAGAAGUACUUUGCUGCCAAAAUUCUCAGCGCUGAAGCUACUGCUGAGCCCAACGGGCCAGCACGCGAACGCGAGUUCCUGCAAUCCAUAAACGACUAUGCUGACAAAGUGGACGAUGACGAGGGACUUGGCUAUCUACCUGCACUGUUCGACAGCUUCAACGAAGGACCCCACCUUUGCCUCAUUUUGUCACUAUACAGCACUUCUGUCUCUGCUUUGCGCCGUUCCGCCCCGACCAAAUGUCUUCCAGUCUAUAUGGUGCGCAGCAUCAUCUAUAUGACCCUUCAUGCCCUUGGUGUCUUGCACAACCUUGAAAUUGUCCACACCGACGUCAAGCUCGACAAUAUUCUUUUCAGCAAUGACCGCUUCUUCCUUGACGCCAACCUCGACAAGUAUCUCCAACAGUACCCUGUGCAACUGAGCAAUCCUGAGCCACAACCCAUUCCUCACAGCUGGACAUACGACACUUCUGCAUUCGAAGCUGAGAAAAUGACGGUCUCGCUCAUCGAUUACGGCCACGCGGAAUGGUCAGAAGGCACGCCGCUUGGCGAGAACUUCUGCCCUCUCUCUCUCCGCCCACCAGAAGUUCUGCUCUCGUCUGGGUUUGGAACGGCGAUUGAUAUAUGGUCCGUUGGAUGUCUGACAUUCGAGCUCCUUGUUGGACGAUGGCUCUUCCAUCCCGAAGAUGGCGGAGACGACUGGACAAUAGAGGAAGACCAUCUUGCUAAGAUGCAGGAGCUGACUGGCCAGCGCUUCUCCGCUGACGUCCUCGUGCGGGCCAAAAAAGGAGCAGAGUACUUCGAUUCGCAAGGCGCCCUCGUCCGUAUUCCGGAGCUGAUACCGGUGUCGAUUGAGCAGGCGAUGCAGAACUACAACAUUUCCGGUUUAGCAGAGGAGGAUAUCAAGGAGAGCGCGGACUUUAUCCGCGCGUGUUUGCAGUUGGACCAUACGAAGAGACCGACUGCGGGGGAACUUUUGAAGCAUAGUUUUGCUAUGAAGGCAUGGAAUAGUUGA